Molecule: messenger RNA, 3391 nt
Organism: Otolemur garnettii (small-eared galago)
Lineage: Eukaryota; Metazoa; Chordata; Mammalia; Primates; Galagidae
Gene: PRSS53
Product: protease, serine 53
Exons: 10
Coding region: 941-2671 (576 amino acids)
Biological process (GO): proteolysis
Molecular function (GO): serine-type endopeptidase activity
Source: RefSeq, a predicted model, not a curated record
AGAACUUGUAAACAUAUGUUAACUCAUUUAGUCCUUAUAGCCAUUUAUAAGGUAGGUAAUGUUAUCCCUAUCUAAAUGAGGAAACUGAGAUACACAGAGGCUAAGUAAAUUGCCUACGAUCACACAGCUAGUGCCAGGGGUCAGGAUGCUCUCAGGAUGUGAAUCCAUCUGGGCUAUCUAGCUCCAGGAUUAUGCUCUAACCCUGCCCAUAGCUGCCUCAUGUUGGGGUCAGGGUUCAUGAACAGUCUGGGCUGGCCUAAGUUAAAAGUCAGGAAGUAAAAAAAGAUUAAACCCUGAGUUUUCUUCCCAUCUGACUGAGAGCCUUUCAACACCUGCAAGAAAGGUAGGCAUCACUGUAACCCUGUUCUCAGGAAGGCAGCAGGUCCAAAGAGGUAUUGGGGUUCAUCAAAGGCCCAUAGUCAGCAAGCAGCAGAGGGCUCUGGCACCUCAAUGCCUAGCCUUGCACACUGCCUGUAAAGCAGACAUGGGGAGAAGGUAUGUGAAACCCACUUGGCCCUGGCCUGGAAGAAUGGCAAGGAAGCUGAAAUAAAAGAUGGGAACAGGGGGAGUGUGCUGUCAAGUGUGCCCUUCACAGUUCCAGGAUGAUGGUUCCAUGCUCGGAGGAUAUUUGCUAUAUGCCAGGCCAUACUCUGCGCAUUUUUACAUUUGCAACAACACCAGAUUUUUCAGGCAAGGCACAGAUAGAUUACUUUCCAAGGUCACUGAAAAGUAGACCUCUAACUCCACUGCUGAAACCCAGAGAGGGAUGGAGACCACUCAGGGUCCCACAGCCACAGCCCGAGCUAGGAGCUGCUGGCAUCCUGCCAGCCCAGGAAAGCAAUGACACCUGACUCCUGGCUAAUUGGGGGUGGAGCAGAGGUGGAGCCAGGAGACCCAAGUGGCCUCUCAGAACCAGAUCACAGACACUGAGUGCAGCAGCAUGAAACAGAGCUGGGGACUGAGGCUGCUCAUCCUGGGAGUAGUGGUCCUCAUACAGGGUCUUCAAGCAGCUCAGCAUGCUUGUGGGCAGCGUGGCCCUGGCCCCCCUGACCCUCAGGAGGGCAACACAGUACCUGGCGAGUGGCCCUGGCAGGCCAGUGUGAGGAAGCAAGGGGUCCACAUCUGCAGUGGCUCCUUGGUGGCAGACAUCUGGGUCCUCACUGCUGCCCACUGCUUUGAAAAGGUGGCAGCAACAGAACUGAACUCCUGGUCAGUUGUCCUUGGUUCUCUGCAGCGUGAGGGCCUGGCCCCAGGGGCUGAGAUGGUAGGAGUGACUGCCUUGCAGCUGCCCAGGGCCUAUACUCACUACAGCCAAGGCUCAGAUCUGGCCCUGCUACGGCUUGCUCGCCCCACAGUCCACACACCCCUCUGCCUACCCCAAACUGUUCAUCGCUUUCCCUUUGGAACCUCUUGCUGGGCCACUGGCUGGGAUCAGGACACCACUGACGCUCCCAGGACCCUACGAAAUCUACGUCUACGCCUAAUCAGCCGACCCACGUGUAACUGUCUCUACAACCGCCUGCACCAACGGCUGUUAGCCAGCCCAGCCCGGCCUGGGAUGCUCUGUGGGGGUGCCCAGCCUGGGGUGCAGGGGCCUUGUCAGGGAGAUUCUGGGGGCCCUGUGCUGUGCCAAGAACCGGAUGGACACUGGGUUCAGGCUGGCAUCAUCAGCUUUGCAUCAAGCUGUGCCCAGGAGGACACUCCUGUGCUGCUGACUGACUUGGCUGCUCAUAGCUCCUGGCUGCAGGCUCGAGCUCAUGGGGCAGCCUUCCCUGCCCAGAACCCAGAGACCCCAGAGAUAAGUGAUGAGGACAGCUGUGUAGCCUGUGGGUCCUUGAAGAAAGUAGGUCCUCAAGCAGGAGCCCCUUCCCCGUGGCCCUGGGAUGCUAGGCUGAAGCACCAAGGGAAGCUGGCCUGUGGUGGAGCCCUAGUGUCAGAGGAGGUGGUGCUUACUGCUGCCCAUUGCUUCAUCGGGCGCCAGACCCCAGAGGAAUGGAGUGUAGGGCUGGGGACCAGACCAGAGGAGUGGGGCCUAAAGCAACUCAUCCUACAUGGUGCCUAUACCCACCCAGAGGGGGGCUAUGAUGUGGCCCUCCUGCUAUUGGCCCAGCCUGUGACACUGGGCCCCAAUCUCCGGCCCCUCUGCUUGCCUUAUGCUGACCACCACCUGCUUGAUGGGGAACGUGGCUGGAUCCUAGGGCUGGCCCGUCAAGGAGCAGGAAUCAGCUCCCCCCAGACAGUACCUGUGACCCUCCUGGGACCUAGGGCCUGUAGCUGGCUACAUGCAGCUUCUGGGGGUGACGGUAGUUCCAUUCUGCCAGGGAUGGUGUGUACCAGUGUGGUAGGCGAGCGACCCCAAUGUGAGGGCCUAUCCGGGGCACCACUGGUGAAUGAGGUGAGAGGCACAUGGUUCCUGGCUGGGCUACAUAGCUUUGGAGAUGCCUGUCAAGGCCCUGCAAGGCCUGCGGUCUUCACAGCACUCCCAGCCUAUGAAGACUGGAUCAGCAGUUUGGACUGGCAGGUCUACUUCACUGAGGAGCCAGAGCCUGAAGCUGAGACUGGAAGCUGUCUGGCUAACAUGAGUAUGUGGCCCUGGCACCUCCCUGCCAAACCCUUCCUCUCUAGGCCCCUUCUCUUAUCUAGGGAAAUCGCUGUUCUGGCCCACUUCUAGCUGUCCUGCAAGGGGUGGGGCAGUAGAUAGACCCAUGUAAUUCAAAUCCUGGUGACUCGGAGCAUCUCACCCCUUUGAGCCUCAGUACUUUCUCUCAUCUGUCAUGGGGGCAAAGACAGAUCCUGCUCCUUCAAGGAAGUGUGAGCAAAGUUGAAGGUAAGGCCAACCCCACAUCCCUUCUCUUUCUCUGACAGGCCAACCAGCCAGCUGCUGACAGACACAUCCAGACAAUCCCUGCCUCAUUGGCCCCAUCCCUCCUCAUUUCCAUGUGUGGCUCCAGGACAGGGGCAGGCCCCAAAGCCCAGGUGGUUAUGGGAAGAAACCUGCCCAGGACCAGCCAAUGCCCCCAUUCCCCACCCUGCAGGACAGGGAUGUCACCUGUGAUGCUCUCAUACCAACCCUGCUCUUCAACAGGUGUCCCCAGCUUUCUCUACCCUUCCUCCACUCAGAUACAAUCACUCCAGGCACAUGUUUCAAAAAUUUUUUUUCGGGGGGGGAGGAGCAAUUUUCCUUUUUUUAAACUUAAAUAAAUUGUUACAAAAUAGACUUUAAAAAAUAAGUUACAAAUCGUAGCAAAAGUCUCCCCUUCCACAGGCAACAUUCCCACCCACGGCACUCUGAAUCUGCCUCUCCCCGGUGUUGGAAUCUGGCUGGUAAGGGUGGCUCAGCAUCUUGGCAGAGGCUGGCACCAGGAAAAGCACGGUGACAAAGGCUAGGGGA